ACAAAAUAUUAAAGUAUUUAUUUCUUUGCAGGAUGUCUGGGGUGGGGGUGGUGGGUCGGUAUGUAUCACGGAGCUGGAGUAGCAGAGGUGGGGCAGGCCAUCAUGGCUCUCCCCGCCACCACCCUCCACCACCACAACGCCCCAGCUCACCCUGGAAGAUACCUGCCUUCUUCAGGAGGAAGUUCGAGAUCGCUCAGCGUGGUGGUGGGCGGGUGGCAAGCACAGCACCUGGAGAGAGUGAGGGAGGUGUGGCUGUCACUGAGGAAGCCUUCAAGGACCCACCACUUACACUGAAGGAUCCCCUGAAGGACCCCAUGCGAGAAUCAACUAGUACUGACCCCAUCAAGGACUUUGAGGCUACUCCUUCACCAUAUGAUGAACCAGAGGCUCAAAAUGAUGACUGUGACAGUAUCCAUCGCCGGCUGAUAAAGAGCUCUCCCAUUCGGCAGAUCCGGGAUGUGACUUUCAGAGAGCCUCGCUACUUGGAUCUGUUCGACCCUAGUGUGUCAGUUGUGAGGGAUCCCAAACUGGACCAGCCACAACCUGAAUCCAAAAGCCGAGCCCGGAGUAUCUUCAGUCGCUUUCUUUCUGCUAUAGCCUCCACUAAAGUCAUCAUAGGGUGUAGCAUUAUUCUGGUGGUGUUGGUGGUCGUGAUAGUAACUUUGGCAUCUACUUCCCAUGGACCAUUUUUCAGCCCUGAUCCCCGCAUCCAGCAUCCCCAUGUUACCACUGUCACUACCUGUGGCCUCGUACAAGGCAUUGUACAGGAUGGUGCAUAUGUGUUCCGUGGGUUACCAUAUGCUGUUCCUCCAGUGGGCAAGUUGCGAUUUCGACCGGCACAACUUCAGACUAGCUUGAAUGACUGUUGGACUGGAACAUAUGUAGCUAAUGUAACUCAGCCAUGUUGGAGCUAUGAUAGUCAGGGAGCAGUGGUUGAGGGCUCUGAAGAUUGUUUGCUGAUAGAUGUCUUCACACCACAACUUGGAUAUGACACUCCACUCCCUGUGAUAGUGUAUAUAGGAGGAGCUAGCCUGGGUAGCGACACACUGAGACCCUGGUUACUUAGUAAAGCUGCAAGUGUUGUCAGAAGCAAAGGUGUGGUAAUUUUGGCACCACAAGUUCGCCGUGGCCUCCUUGGAUUCUUUCCUCAUCCAAAAUUAGCAGCAUCAACCUACCCUCACACUGCAGGAAACCAAGGUGUGUCUGAUCUAUUGACAGCAUUAAAUUGGGUGCAACACAAUGUAGAACAUUUUGGUGGUGACCCAGAGCAGGUGACACUUUUGGGACAUCAAGCAGGAGCUGCAAUGGCAUGGCCACUCGUUUCCUCACCACAAGGACACAGGUUAAUUCAGUCUGCCUGGCUAACUGGCGCUGUACCUCUGCAUCCAGAGAUACCAUGGCGUGAAGCAGACCCAGAAUUGGUGGAGUCGCUGAACUGUUCCACUAUAAUGUGUCUUGAAUCCAUCCCAGCACGAACUGCAAUGGACGCGCCUCCUUUAGAAUGGCGACGUCCUCAUGGCCACCCUUGGCUAUUAGCUGAUGGUGUCAUUGUUCCCUUCUUCCCGUCCAUGCCACAAGUGCCUCUCAUGAUUGGAUCAACUGAACAGGCAGCUGCGAAUAAUUUGUUAUCGUGGCAGGAACGUCUUGGCACCUCACACCAACAGCUUGUUGAUGCAGUAGUAGAUGGUCUGCGACUGAAUGAAUUAAAUUAUGGUCAGCCAGUGUGGUCAGGGAGUCCACAAUAUAGUGGGAUUAAUUGGCCAAGCUCUCUAGGUAACCAAGAUACAUGGUCAAAAGAACCUGGACAUAAUAAAGGCAGGUGGCCUCAGCCUCCAAGAAAUAAUGAGAGGGGGUCAGAAUUAAACAGUUUUGUGACAGGCUCGUCUGAGGCAGAAACAGCUUUGGAAUGGUAUUCAGAUUUGAAAGAUGAUUCUUGGCUACUCCUCACCACAUUAGUAUCUGAUGCCACUGUUACAUGUCCUACCCUAUCCACUGCUACAAGACUUUCAAGGACCCUCUCCCGUGCUCAUCCUACUGGGACUGAAGAUGUACCUGUUUACGCUUAUGUGUCACGCCAUGCUCGGGUUAGCCGUGCUGGGGCUGUGGCAGAUGGAUUGUCUGAUAUAGAGUCAAUUUUAGGAGUAUUUCAGCCUCGAGAUGAAAAGGACGUCCAGUAUGCCCGCACUAUCCAGGACUUAUUUUUUUUCUUUGUGAAUUACGGCUCUCCAGAUUGGCACUCGGCAACACCUGCCCAUCUUGGAGUAUACACGAUAAAUGGAGUGACAAAUGUAGAACGUUCAAGACUUCAGUGUGAACACUGGGCAAAUGCCUCCCAGUUUUUCAGAAGGUUUUAGUAACUGCCAAAGAGUAGUGAAGAAUUUACACCAAUUUAUUUUUUAAACAUUGUAAAACAGCUUAAGUCCUACCAACUUUUUGGUUUAACAAUCACUUGCAUUUAGUUUGCAUUUUUCUCAUUUAAGUGUUCUGUUCUACAGAGAAAACUAAUUUAUUUUUUCAAGAACUAUAAUUUAUUAAUUGGUGUAUUCUUUAAGGCAAAACUAGCUUUAUUUAAAUUACCAAAGUGCCUUUGAUAAGAUACAUGUCUCCUUGUGGGCCAAUCUACAGUUUCAUAAAAGAUUGCUGCCUUAACUUGGUAAUAACUAUACCGAGUCUUAAUACCAAUGAUAUAGUACCUACCUCAGGAAGGUUCUCUAGGUAAUCAUUGGGAUAAUGGCUUGCAAUGUGUGUGUUGCACAGAUGUUGACUUGAGAAAUCUUUGAUUUUCUUUAGCAUAGGAAAUAAAAUGACUACUGUACUGCCAAACAAUACAACACUGCCACAUUGCCUCUGAUCUCAUUGUGACGAGUAGUGCAGGAACUCAGUCUUUCAGCAGCAUCUGUCAAAAGCCAAAAAUAAUGAGCUAAGUUCUUGGAUGACAGUUGGCUGCUUCUGUGGGUUAACAUCAGGUUUAUAUGUAGAAUCUUAAGUAAUAUUUUGUUUAUAUAUACAACCUUAAUUACUGCAGUUAAAUUAAUUUACAUAAACAUAAUAUUUUUACUUAAUGUACAUUUGAUAAUUGUUUCUUGCACACUAUUUGGUAAAGUAAACCCCAUAUUAAAAGAUGCUCUUGAUUUAUACAAAGAAUCAUUUAACAGAUAUAGAUAAGGACAAUCAUUUCUAAUUUGAGCCAGUAGUAUAAAUCUGUCAACUAGCCACCAAUAAACUCUACAAAUGUUUAAUCCAAAUGACGUACUGCUGACAACAGAAGAGAUGUGAUGCAGAAGCUGUUAUUGGGACACUUUUUCAUUGUGAAGAACUAUCAAAUCGUACAGAAAAUAAAAAAUACUGUACACAUAUACAGUACAUAUACUCCCAGGAAUGGGUAGAAGCAGGUAAGAACUCUGCGGAGAUUAGGCAUGUGAAAUCACAAAAGCGUGACAAAUUAUGGACUGAUCUAGCAGGUGCAGUGUUGCCAGGUUUCUGGUUCGUAUGUUUAUCCCUUUGAGUAUUACUAAAAUUGUCCUCGUAAUGUGUGCAAGUGCUUUGGCUAAAUUAAAUGCUGUUGCUUUCAAGUGUCCCAUGUACUAUAAUUUAAAAAAAAAAAAAAAAGCUACAUCAUUUGGUACUGUGUCUUUGAUAAUAAGUGUGGCAUACUGAGAUGCCAUAAGGUGUUACCUUGAGCUGUGCACAAAUUUUUGUUCAUUCCUACAAUUAUUAUUAUCAAAAAGAAACGCUAAACCACAAGGGCUAUACAGCGCUGCAGGGCAGGAAGGAAGCGAGGGUAUCAGGUGGCAAAAGGGAGAUGGACGAGUAAUAGGUUACGGAGAACAGCGGGGCAGUGGAUGGUGAAAGGGUAGAGGGCAGCAAGAGAUUGAGGUAGAAAGGGCUGAGGGGAGUGCGAAAGGUACCAUCAUCAGAGUUUGUGGAGUAAAUCAGUCAUUGUCAAGAAGUCAAUGAGAGUGUCAGGAUUAAAGGAGGGUCCAUCAGCAAGAAGGGAAGGUAAAGAGAGUAGUAGUAGAGCGGAGACGACGAUGGAGGUAAAUUCUGCGUGCUCGUUGAUAAAGAGGGCAGACAGAAUGUGGCUAAUCGAUACUGGAACUCGACACUGCUCACAGAGAGGAACAGGGUGCCUCUCCAUGAGAUACCCAUGAGUAAGAAGAGUGUGGCCAAUACGAUGGCGAGAGAGAGUAGUCUCCCAACCUCGGCACUGAUGACAAGACGACGGCCAGUAACCUAUGCUCGGUUCAAUAGAAUGAAGUUUGUUACCGAGUAGAGUUGACCAACGUUGCUGCCAACGGGUGUGAAGGUGGGUAGCUAUUACAGCAAAAUAGUCUGGAAAUGGAACACCUCUAUAUGAAAUUGGUAGGUCAUGUACUGCUGACCGCGCAGCAGUGUCUGCCUGUUCAUUGCCCUGUACGUCAACAUGACCAGGGACCCAACAAAAAACAAUAUCUUUAUGCUUGGUAGAGAUAUGGCAUAGCCAAAGUUGGAUACAGAGAACUAGGGGGUGAGGUGUAUCAAAUUUCCGUAUAGCCUGUAGAGCACUAAGGGAGUCUGAGACAGCCAUAAAUGAUGACACGGGCAUAGAUGCGAUACGAAUAAGUGCUGCAAGAAUGGCAUACAAUUCAGCAGUAAAAAUGCUAGCUGAAGACAGUAAAUGCCCUCGCACGACUGUCCGGAAACAGUGCUGCGAAUCCGACGCCGUCAGAAGACUUAGAGCCAUCUGUGUACACUGUGAUGGCAUGAGAAUGAGAGUAGAAGUGGUCAAGAAAAAGAGCGGGAGGCCACCGUAGGCAGUUGGGCUUUCGAGCAAGGGAGUGAGAAAGAACAGACUCGAACAGCUGGAACUUCCCAGGGGCGUAGGGAAAAGUGAGAUGCUACAUGAACAUAUAAAGGCGGUAACUGAAGGGAAGACAAGAGCGAAUGUAGGCGAAAAGAGAAGGGACGGAGCAAACAAAUAAAGAAUGUCCACUAAUAUCGGUGACCAUUCUAUAAAUGGAAGGAUUGUAGAGAUCGUGAGAGCAUACGUUGUAGCGAAGGCAAUGGGCAUCACAGCGAUCAGACAAGGAUGGAACAUUCGCUUCUGCAUAGAGGCUCUCAACAGGGGAAGAACGAAAAGCACCAAGGCAAAAACGUAAUCCUUGGUGAUGAAUGGGGUUAAGGCUAGAGAGAGUAGCAGGAGAGGCCGCUGAAUAGAUCUGGUCACCAUAAUCGAAUUUCGAUAAGAUGAGGGCUGAAUGUUGGCGAAGGAGAGUUCGACGAUCAGCUCCCCAUGAAAGAUGAGCAAGGGUUUUAAGAAGGUUCAGCCGGUUGUGACAGGUUGCCUUCAGAGAUGUAAUGUGACGUUUCCAGGAUAACCUAUGGUCAAAGAGAAGGCCUAGAAACCUGACUAUCACGUUCAGGGAUACGGGAGCCAUAGAGGUACAAAGGAUGAUCGGAGAUGACAGAGCGUCUAGUGAAAGUAAUUUGGUGGGUUUUAGUGCUGGAAAAUUUAAACCCAUGCAUGGUGGCCCAAUUGGAAACACGGUUGACCGCAUGCUGGAGAGAAACUGUAAUGAGGCGACAGUCAGCACCUGCACAAGCAAUAGCGAAGUCAUCAACAUAGUGAUGACCAAAUAUUGGAUGGAAGAACAGAGGCCAAAUCAUUUAUUGCAAGGAGAAAAAGUGUUGUGCUCAGAACACAUCCCUGGAGGACACCUUCAGCUUGGACAACGUCCGGGGAGAGCACAUUAUUUACCCGAACACGGAAAUGUCUGUCAGUUAAAAAGUUCUUAAGGAAGGAUGGUAGAUUGCCUCGGAAGCCUAAGGAGUGGGCUUGGGCCAAAAUAUUAUACCUCCAAGUUGUGUCAUAUGCCUUCUCAAGGUAAAAAAAUAUGGCAAUAACUGAGUGGUUAUUCACAAAGGCAUUACGAACAUGCGUAUCCAAGCGUAGUAAGGGGUCUAUGGUAGAUCGGCCCUUAUGAAAGCCAUAUUGGCUAGUGGAGAGACUUGUGUGUGUCUAAAUACCACAUUAAACGUCGAUUUACCAGACGUUCCAUCACUUUGCAAACUGCACUAGUAAGAGCAAUGGGACGAUAGUGGGAGGCAUCAUGUCCCGUAGUACCCAGCUUGCAGAAAGGGAGAACAAUGGCAGAUUUCCACAGCUGGGGAAGAACUCCUUGUGACCAAAUAAGAUUGAAGAGGUGCAAGAGGACUACAAGGGCUGACUGAUGUAAAUGUUGUAACAUCCGAAUAUGAACGCUGUCAGGCCCAGCUGCUGAUGAUCGGCAAGCUGAGUGUGUUGCCUCCAGGUCCCGAAGUGUAAAAGGCACAUUAUACUGUUCUUCUCUGAGAGAAGAAAAGUCCAAGGGUACUAACUCUCUGGCAGACUUUGAGGAAAGAAACGAGGGGCAUAGAUGGAGCCCCCCGGGGAAUACGGACCAGAUGAGUGCCAAUUUCAAUGGCAACGUCAAGAGGGUUUGCUAUAUCAACACCGGCGACCCGUAGAACAGGAGAGUAUUUACCACUCAAUUUCCUCACUUUUUUCCAGACUGCACUCAGAGGAAGCAGAGGUGAUGGUGGAAACAAUCUCGCCAGCAAGUGUGUUUAGUAUCAUGGAUGACACAGCAAGCGAUUGCACACUUCUGCUUAAAAUCAAGAAGUCUCUCAUCGGUUCUAUUGUACCGGUACCUGCCCCAUGCAGCGCAUUUCAAACGUACUGCACGAGCACAAGCAGGAGACCACCAAGGCACACACUUCUGAGAAUGCCUGCCUGAAGUUUGGGGUAUAGAACGAGAAGCUGCGGUUAAAACUGAUGUCGAGAAGAGGUGUAGGAGCUCAUCAAUGGAGGAUGAAGAAGGAACCUUACUAAAAGCAGUGAGUUGCGAGUAAAGGUCCCAAUUUGCCUGAUCAAAUUGCUAGCGAGGGCUACGGAAAGGUGGUGAAUAUGAAAGAGAAGUAAGAAUGAUUGGAAAAUGAUCGCCGUCAUGUAAGUCUGGUAGAACAGACCAGGCGAAGUCUAGUGCAGUGGAGGAAGAGCAGACCGAUAGAUCGAUGCAAGAGUGUGUAUGAGUAUGAGGAUCAAAAUGGGUGGGAGUACCCGUAUUUAAAACAUGGAGGGAGGCGAGAAAAGCCUCCAACUGGAUGCCACAUGAGUCACAAUGAGACAUCCCCCCCAGAGGAAAUGGUGGGCAUUAAAAUCACCAAGUAACAGAAGUGGUGGUGGUGGUAAGGAUGAAACAAAGGAAAAAUCUGGAAUAGAAAAUGCUCGAGGAGGAGAGAGAUGUAAAGAACAUAUUUUAAACCACUUAUUCAAGUGGAUACGGGCUGCAGUGUAAUGCAGCGAGGUAUGGACAAAUAGUUGACAGUAUGGAAUAUCAUUGCGUAGAAGAAGGGUGCUUUCAUUAAAGGUCCCAUCUGAGAAAGGAUCCGAAGAAUACAAUAAAUUAUAGCCUGAGAUAGGUUGGGAAACUGAGUGUAAUUUGGGUUCCUGUAAGCAAACACCAACAGGGAAAAACCUGGAAAGCAACAUCUGAAGCUCGCCAUGAUUGGCAAUGAGGAAAAUACCAGGAAUCCGUAGGGAAGGGCACCUACAGACUAGAGGGGUUAGAAAAGUCAACGUGCGGUGGCAUCGGAAGAGGUUCAAGCAGCAAAGGAAUGGAGCGUUGCGAAGAAUGGAGUUCUGGAGAUGGAGGAGAGGGAAGAGAAGGAACAGGAGGUGGAUCAGUGUCCAUUGAAGGUUUAGUCUCUGCAAUGUAUUCUGAAAUGGCAUCUAGUGUUUCUGAAUUCAAAGACGUAUGGGAGACAAUAUUGGAGGUAGAAGGAGGAGGGUGAGUAAAGAUUGGGACAGUAAUGGACUGUACCCAAGUAGGGGGGGACGAAAGAGUGUAGGGGACUGUGGGAGGGGACAGAAGAGGCAGAAACCUGGGAGGUGGCAGAAGCGGGAGAAACUAGGGAGGGGACAGGGGUGAAAGGCAUAGUAUGAGGAGGAGGGUGAACCUCCACACUUGUAAUAGAGCCAGAGAGAGGGGAAGAACUAGGCACAGAGACUGGAAAGGUAAAAUGCAGAGGUGGAAGAAGGGAAGGAGGGGGCAAAGAUGAUUUGAGCAAUGGGGAUUUUUUUGACUUCUGAGAAGUAGAGGGGUGGUUGGUAUAAGGUGUCGUACGAGGUCUUGUCGAUACUGGGGCUUGUGAGGAAGGAUGUGAUGAUGUGAGAACAGACCGAGGUGUUGUAGUAGGGAUGUCAGAGCCCAGGACAGCAAAAGAAUUAGAUACCGGAGUGGCUAUGGGAGGGGUAACCACAGAGGAGGCUGCAGAAGUUGGGACCCCAGAAGUGGAGGGACGUUUUGAAACACGAGAAUAAGAAACACUGGGUAGUCUCCCAUGGAGGCGGAGAUGAGAAACUGCCAUAGCAUAAAGGAGACCUUCUGCCUCUUUGAGGCAACGGAUUUCACACUCAUUUAAAUAGACCUGGCAACGGCGAGAGUACGAAGGGUGAGCCUCAUGGCAAUUAAGGCAAGAGGGAAGUCGACUGCAAGACUUAUUAGAAUGGUCGUCCGCACCAUAGACUGGGCAUUCGGCUAUAGAUCUGCAAUAUUUCGCUGGGUGACCAAAAUGCCAGCAAUUUCUACACGGUUGCGGUGUAGGGAUCACCUUUCGAACUUGUAACCAAUGUCCCGUGACAUAAACAGAGGGCGGGAGUUCACGGCUGUCGAAAGUCAAUCGAGCCACAUUGCAAGGAUAUCGUCUCCGCCCGCGGGCAGGAAGGACACAAGUGUCUACUUUGAGGAUUGGGAGAUCCUGGAGUUCCAGUUGUUCAAGAAUGUCAUUGCCACAUGUCUGGAAAUUCUGUUGGACUAUGGUAUGGGGCAGAAUGACAGUACCACUACAAGAAUUGAGAGAGAUGUUUUUCAAUAGUGAUAGGAGUAGUAUCGAUAUGCAAAAGGAGAUAAAGCUUGGGUAGCAUUCUGGACAGUGACAAUGCACGUACCGCUCUUGAGAUCAUGAAAUGAAAUAUCUGUACCAACAUGGCGUAGGAGCGCUUUGCCAAUAUACUAUGGUCAGAAAGAUAGGCAGUAGAAGAAGUCGGUCUUAAAGAAUUUAGUCCAUUGUGUGGUCCGAAACAGUGUGGAGAGGGAGUGCAUGUGUCGGUCUUUUCCGAGUAGAAUGGAAGGUAACGAAGUAACAUCAUCAGGAGCUUGUCGUUGGUGUUUAGAAGUGGGAUUAGAGUUGGUCAGACGUGGGACGGGCUGGCGAUUCGAAAAUUGCCACACUGUAGAGGGAGAGGCCGGAAGCAUAGUCAAAGGAGGGCAGAGGUCAGACAAAUCGGAGGAGUCAGUCGAGACCCUGGUACCUGAAGCUGGUGAUGAAACAGCACCAGCAAGAGGUACAGGGGCAUCAGGAGUGUCCAAAGAGUGGUCAAAAAAACGAGGCAGGGUCAGAACGGGGUGCGAUAUCAGUAAGGGGCCUGGGGGUAGCAGGUUCAUGGCUUAGGGCUUCCAUGGUUAGGUUACUUCUUUCUUCUUGUUUUUAAGAAAAAAAAAGAAAAGAAAAAGGGGAAACGGGGAGGAAUAGUUCCUAGGAGGAAUGAAAGGGCUGGAAAUCACCCUCCCCGCCCAAGAGGACCUCAACACCACAAGUAGUGCAGAUGCGGCAUGGAAUCCAUGCCAUACCCUACCCUUCAUGCCAGUAAACCAGCAAUCCAGGAUAGCAACCUCACAUCUGCCGAGCUACCUCGGUGGACAAAAGAGAGGGCGGCCAGAUAUCCGCCACAAAGCAUACCUCCUUUGGCCACCACCCCCGGAAUCCGAAAGGUGGCCUCCAGAGAUGCACCCAUCGCCUGAAAGACACCC
Molecule: messenger RNA, 9830 nt
Organism: Cherax quadricarinatus
Lineage: Eukaryota; Metazoa; Arthropoda; Malacostraca; Decapoda; Parastacidae
Source: RefSeq, a predicted model, not a curated record